Malaya genurostris is the source of this 1573-nucleotide messenger RNA. It is a transcript of the gene Galt, whose product is annotated as probable galactose-1-phosphate uridylyltransferase. Gene Ontology annotation, molecular function: zinc ion binding; UDP-glucose:hexose-1-phosphate uridylyltransferase activity. Gene Ontology annotation, cellular component: cytoplasm. The record is from RefSeq and is a predicted model, not a curated record. NCBI's taxonomy places the organism in Eukaryota, Metazoa, Arthropoda, Insecta, Diptera, Culicidae. The transcript is spliced from 4 exons. The coding region runs from base 211 to 1182 and encodes 323 amino acids. Gene Ontology annotation, biological process: beta-D-galactose catabolic process via UDP-galactose, Leloir pathway.
AUUAAAUUGUUUUAAAUAACACCGAUUUUUCUGUGUGUAGCUAGUGAUACAAGCACUAUAAGUUUGUUUAUGUAUGGUGCCUGUUAUCAGAUGAAAAACAUGCCUGAUGCGCUCUUAUUUGUAUUAUAAGCUUAGUUUGAGGCGACAGAACAUCAACACACCCGCUUCAAUCCACUAACUGGUCAAUGGAUCUUAGUUAGUCCCCAUCGAAUGAAGCGACCCUGGUCUGGACAGGAGGAACAUCCGCAGCAAGUUGAACUUGCGGAAUUUGAUCCGAAAAAUCCACUAUGUCCGGGUGUAAUUCGAGCAAACGGAGUUAAAAAUCCAGCUUACACGUCUACAUUCGUCUUUACGAACGACUUUCCCGCAUUACUAGAAGAUGUCCCUUUGCCGCCGAAAAGUGACGAUCCAUUAUUCCAGACUGGUGGUGCUCGUGGUACCUGUAAGGUGAUGUGUUUUCACCCUAAAUCUAAUAAAACACUUCCAUUAAUGUCUCCGAAAGAAAUACGUUCUGUAAUUGAUUCAUGGAUUAAGGAAUAUCGCGAAUUAGGUGUAAAGUACACUUGGGUUCAAAUAUUUGAGAAUAAAGGAGCCAGUAUGGGGUGUUCCAAUCCCCAUCCACAUUGUCAAAUUUGGGCAUGCUCUUUUCUACCUAACGAACCACGCAUCAAAGAUGAUCAUUUACUAAGAUAUUAUCAAACGCAUGGAAGAGCAUUACUAGACGACUACGCGAAGAAGGAACUCGUCAAAAAUGAACGUAUUGUGUUGGAUAAUCCAGAUUGGCUAGUUGUGGUUCCGUUUUGGGCUAGCUGGCCUUUCGAAACAAUGAUCAUUUCUCGUAAUGGAAACCGACGAAUUUCAGACUUGAAUCAGCAACAAAUCAAUAACCUAGCUAUCGUCAUCAAAGAACUGACUACGAAAUACGACAAUCUAUUCAAAUGUUCCUUUCCAUAUAGCAUGGGAUGGCAUGGUGCACCAACCGGAGAUCUGGCUACCCAGCCAGAUGGACAUUGGACUUUACAUGCCACAUACUAUCCACCUUUGUUACGGUCGGCGACAGUGCGGAAAUUCAUGGUUGGAUUCGAACUACUUUGCCAGGCUCAGCGAGACCUGACUGCUGAGCAGGCGGCUGACAAACUUCGUCAUCUAUGUGGUAAAAAACAUUAUAGUGAACACAUUUAGGAAUUUCUGCAGAGUAAAUUGGGUACUUUUUCGUUAUCCGGGCGAAAGAAAAAAGACGCUCAACACGGUUUACUUUGCUGCGUGUGCUUCAUUUUCCUUAGGAAUAUUCGCCUUAUAUACAUAGUGAGGUAUAUUUACAUUAGGUAGAAACCACCGGAAGCAAGAUUUAGGCAACGCUCAUGUUGAAGCAAACCGUGAUAAGUUUUUGUUUCCGGUGCCCGGAUUACGGAAAAGUGCCGUACAUUGAUAAAAGAUUUAAUACACUGUAACUAUUCAUUCUUUAUAUCUAAUAUAUUUGUGAGAAGGAAAACACAAUUUCACGAUUUCGUCACGCUUUGUCGUCUUUCCAUGGUUUGUAAUUCGUGAAGUAAAGAAGCUACGUUGAAACGAA